CGAAUUCUGUUAAUGCAUCAUGAUAGGUGCCUACUAGAUGUCCAGCAGUGACCGAUGGAGGAAGUUUUGCUGUUCCUCAACUUCUUGGAUUCUCCGCCUCAGUCGGCCUUCUCUCUUGAAUUGGGACAACUCUCCUUGUGGACACGCCCUGAGAUCUGGAGGCGACGGUCGCCGAAAGUGCCAUGAGGACCGCUGUUUCCAGAGCGACUCGCGCAGCCAGGCAUUCUUUGCCGAGCCGCCGGCAUGCGUCCCUGAGCCCGCUGGGCUUUGUCGGAUUGGGGAACAUGGGUGGGCCAAUGGCUCGGAACCUCCUGAAGGCAGGCCACGAGGUGGUGGCCUUCGACGUCUCGGCGGCGAACGCGGAGCGCUUCGUGGCGGCCGGGGGCAAAGUGCUGGAGUCCCCCCUGGCGGUGGCGGCUGCGGCCAAGACCGUUGUGACGAUGCUCCCCGCCGGAGCUCACGUCCUUGAGGUCUAUGGCGGCAGCAAGGGUCUUCUCGCCGAUGGUGGGGCGGAGCAGGGCUCACUCCUCAUCGACUGCUCCACUUGCGAGCCGGCGGUGGGCAAACAGGUGGCCGCCUUGGCGAGCAGACGAGGCGCCGCGGCGGUGGACGCCCCGGUGUCCGGCGGCACCCCGGCGGCCGAGCAGGCGACGCUGACCUUCAUGGUGGGGGGGCCGGAGCCGGCGUUUCAAGCGGCCAGCCUCGUACUCCAACUGAUGGGGAAGAAGGUGGUGUACUGCGGCGAUGCCGGCAUGGGCCAGGCGGCCAAGCUCUGCAACAACCUGGUGCUGGGCAUUACCAUGGCAGCCGUCUGCGAGGGCCACGCCCUGGCCGGGCGCCUGGGCCUGGAUCAGCAGAAGCUGGCGGACAUCCUGAACACCAGCUCCGGGAGGUGCUGGAGUAGCGACACCUACAACCCUUGCCCUGGCGUCAUGGAGAACGUACCGGCAGCACGGGGCUACACCGGGGGCUUUGCCUGUGACCUCAUGCUGAAGGACCUGGGGCUGGCGACCAGCGCCGCCUUCACCUCGAGCCCCAAGUUGGGCCUUCCCAUGGGAGGCUUGGCGCUCCAACUGUACUCCCAGAUGAGCGCUCGAGGAGAUGGAGCCAAGGACUUUUCAGGGCUCUACCCCCAUGUCUCCGCCGGGGAGACCAAAAAGAGCUGAGAGGAUGCUCGCAGCUGCACGGCGCAUGGUUGUACAUACCUGCUGCGUUUGGCAGGGCUUUCUUUUGCCGUGUACAGGGCCAAGCAUAAUUGCAGCAUGGUGCGAUUGGGAUCGAAGGAUUCCGGGCCUUACUCCCAAGAGCCGCGAGUCGAUUGGACUUGUAUUGGCAUUUGGGAUCUGUUUCAACAUACGAGAUUUGACCUAAACCUCGCUGCAAACAAAACAGCGUUGAUAUGAAUGAGUCGUACAUAUGUCCACCCGCAUGUUACCUUGGCUUUUUGCGGCCUUUAGGUCACAUCUCACCCGCGUCUGUUUAAGGGCGCUGCGUUAAGUUGCACCUCGCACCGCAUUCGUUGCGCUUUCCCG
Messenger RNA from Effrenium voratum, 1532 nucleotides. Lineage: Eukaryota; Dinophyceae; Suessiales; Symbiodiniaceae. The record is from the annotation of a GenBank genome assembly.